AUGGCACCACUCCUUGCCGAGGAAGUCAUCAAACAUUCCGCAUACAGUACCGUCAAUUAUAACCUCCCUGCCACAACGUCCGGAUCAUGUACUGUGGCGCAAAACAGGCGAGGAGGGCCCCUGAACAUUCACUAUGAGAUCCAUGGCUCUGGCCCAGUGAAGCUCGUGUGGGUAAUGGGUCUCAAUGCAAGUCUCAAGGACUGGAGGCGUCAGACCAAAUACUUUGGUCACCAGCAUGCUUCCAAAUAUUCUUGCCUGGUUUUUGACAAUCGUGGAGUCGGCCGGUCGGACAAGCCGAUCUCUUACUACUCCACGUCCGAGAUGGCUCGAGAUGUAGUAGACCUGGUCGCCUCGCUGGGCUGGGUCGACCUUGCUGCUCCUCCUGAACGAUCGAUCCAUGUCAUCGGUGCUAGUAUGGGUGGCAUGAUCGCUCAAGAGAUUGGAAUGCUCAUUCCGGAUCGCCUAUUGAGCCUGACCCUCUGCUGUACCGCUCCGCGCCUGGUUCGGACAGGUCCAUUCUUCGAGAACUUGCGCGAACGGGCAGGCAUGUUCAUUCCCCGCCAUGUCGAUAUCGAGCUCGAGAGGAUGGCAAGGAGUCUCUUCCCCGAGGACUUCCUCGCCGAACCAGACACGGAGUACGAGGACCCGGCGAUGAACUUUCCCACCAAGCGUGAUCGGUUUGCUGCUGGUAUGUUGCAUAAGCGGGCUGACACCGAAGCGCAUACGAAGAAAGGAUUCAUGAUGCAGGUGUUGGCCUGCUAUUUCCAUCACAAGUCAGCGGAGCAGCUCAAAUCUUUGGGAGAUCAAGUGGGGAGGGAGCGGAUCUUCGUGUGCCACGGCACCAGAGACUUGAUGCUGACCUUCCUCCAUGGGGAAAUAAUACGCGAGGAGAUCGGUGACGGAAUCCAAUGGAAGGUCUUUGAAGGCAGCGGCCAUAUGCUGGGCUGGGAGAGGGAGCACGAGCUGAACAAGAUGCUUGAAGAGUUUGUGGAUAGAUGCACCUGA
Molecule: messenger RNA, 1005 nt
Organism: Aspergillus niger
Lineage: Eukaryota; Fungi; Ascomycota; Eurotiomycetes; Eurotiales; Aspergillaceae
Exons: 2
Coding region: 1-1005 (334 amino acids)
Source: RefSeq, a predicted model, not a curated record